Molecule: messenger RNA, 1011 nt
Organism: Aureobasidium melanogenum CBS 110374
Lineage: Eukaryota; Fungi; Ascomycota; Dothideomycetes; Dothideales; Saccotheciaceae
Exons: 1
Coding region: 1-1011 (336 amino acids)
Source: RefSeq, a predicted model, not a curated record
AUGGACGAUCAAGGAGUUUCUCAAGAUACCGGUUGUGAUGAGCCCAGCUCUCCCACAUGCUCUCAGGCCAGCUCUAAUACGGAACCACAAACCGCGAUACAUGAUCCAUUCGCCAAACUUGAUCCAUCAGAGCAGACCAAAGUCAUGGCUGCUCAUCUACAGCGCUACAUAGAGCGCGCGACAGACAGCCACAAGCGAACGCUACACCGUGUGCUGGAUACGAUUUCGGUAACAGAGGGCAGCGACGCAAUGCAUCUGGAUAUUUUAGCAACCCACAUGGGAAAAGAGUCUCGGAAAUAUUGCGACCAAAUGACUUGGCCGGGUGAUCUACAAUUCGAGCAAGAGAUCGCCCGACCGAGUGACUUGAAAGUUUCUGAUGAGUGGACUGCUUCUGGAGUCUUUCUGCCUCACAAUGAAGAAAACAUCGCCCAGUUUCUGCGGGAACUCGAUACCGCCGCACGCAAAAAUGCCGAUAGAGAGUUGUUAGGCGCUGCAGCGGAGACACUCAGCCUUCCAGCAGAGUUUUGCGAGUUCGUUAAGCAAUGUGGUGGGAUAUACGACGAAAACUUCGACAGACACAAGUUUAUGUGUUCGUUCGGAUCCCAAUUUUAUGUCUCUGAGGAGCUGGCUCUCCCUUUGGAGAAGAUGAGACGUACAUCGUUCGGCGAUUCCAGCUGGUUCGAGCUUGCUGCUGGCUGGAGAAUGGGUUAUGUCUACUCUACUACCUCUCUAUAUCAUCUCUUGUGUACGGUAACAGACGAUAUGGACGAACCAUGGCAGUUGAGAAUCGGUUACUUCGAAUAUGAUGCUCCUGAGGACGAUCUUUGGGACAGUCUUCCCGAGUUCCUUGAGUGGUACUGCAAAGGUUAUGAUCAUGUUCGCUGGGAGAAUGUCGAAGGGAACAUUAAAAGUAUCCAUGAGGAAUGUUUGGAAGACCUGGAGAAAAGACUAAGGACGGAAGCAUGGGAGGGAGAAAGAUUACUCAAAGGACGAGAACAAGCACAAAGAUGA